Molecule: messenger RNA, 852 nt
Organism: Prunus avium (sweet cherry)
Lineage: Eukaryota; Viridiplantae; Streptophyta; Magnoliopsida; Rosales; Rosaceae
Product: WUSCHEL-related homeobox 4-like
Biological process (GO): cell division; procambium histogenesis; phloem or xylem histogenesis
Cellular component (GO): nucleus
Molecular function (GO): DNA-binding transcription factor activity; DNA binding
Source: RefSeq, a predicted model, not a curated record
ACCUCAUUUCCCACUUUGUCACCUUUAAUUCUCUGAUAUCAUGAGCUUCUGUGUUUGUGUUCGGCCCUCCCUAUAUAAUUGCUGCUUUACCUCUAUCAUUCAGCCCAACACCACCCACCACAUAUGGGAAUAAGCAGCAUGAAGGUGCACCAGUUCGCACGUGGACUCUGGGAACACGAACCCUCCCUCACUCUUGGCUGCACCAAACGCCUACGCCCUCUCGCUCCCAAACUGGCCAACACCACCGCCAGCGACACCACUACCACUGCCCUUGCUCCUUUCGACCUCAAGAGCUUCAUCAGACCUGAAAGUGGCCCUAGAAAACUAGGAUCCUCUGAUCAUCAGGAGAAGAAAGAUUCCCCCCACCCCCAGGUAGAGACGCACCCAGGAGGGACGCGUUGGAACCCAACGCAAGAACAGAUAGGGAUACUAGAAAUGCUGUAUAGGGGAGGCAUGCGCACUCCUAAUGCACAGCAGAUAGAACAAAUAACAGCUCAGCUUGGCAAGUACGGAAAGAUAGAGGGCAAGAAUGUGUUUUACUGGUUCCAAAACCACAAAGCACGCGAGAGGCAGAAGCAAAAACGCAACAGCCUCGGCCUCAGCCAUUCUCCCAGAACACCAACUCCUGUAAUUACCAACCUGGGAGAAGUAGUAGGGGAAAGAGAGGAAGAUAGUCCGUACAAGAGAAAGUGUAGGAGCUGGGGAUUUGAUUGCUCGGUAGAAGAUAGUGUAGUUUGUAAGGCGGACGAAGUCGUGGAGGGAGGUAGAGGUAGAACUUUGGAGCUCUUCCAUUUUUUUUAUAAAAAAAACAGCUUGCUAGUGGAAUUUGGUGGGAUCAUGGUCAUUAGCUGA